UUCCCUUCUAUCAUCCUUCUCUAACCCGCAAUUCCCGUGUCUCCCUGUCCUUUGGUUUGUUGUGCCCGUGUUUUCUCAUCUUUGUGGCUUCAGAACUGAAAGCGAUUUCCUUCUCCCUGCUCUUUCACCAUCGGAGAUUCGAUCGAGCAUGGAGCGGAUCGUCGGGGGAAAGUACAAGCUCGGUCGCAAGAUCGGUAGUGGAUCUUUUGGUGAAAUUUAUCUUGCUACUCAUAUCGAUACGUUCGAGAUUGUUGCUAUUAAGAUCGAGAACAACAGAACAAAGCACCCGCAGCUGCUUUAUGAAGCCAAGUUGUACAAUAUUCUUCAGGGAGGAAGCGGUAUUCCUAGCAUAAAAUGGUCUGGAGUCGAUGGGGAGGACAAUGUGCUCGUGAUUGAUUUGCUGGGACCAAGUCUUGAGGAUCUGUUUGUGUAUUGUGGGAGGAAGUUUUCACUUAAAUCAGUGCUUAUGCUAGCUGAUCAAAUGAUUACGAGAAUAGAAUAUGUUCACUCAAAAGGAUUUUUGCAUAGAGACAUAAAACCUGAUAACUUCCUCAUGGGUCUUGGCCGGAAAGCAAACCAGGUCUAUAUAAUUGAUUUCGGCCUUGCAAAAAGAUAUCGGGACGCCACAACAAAUCGCCACAUCCCUUAUAGGGAGAACAAAAACUUGACAGGGACUGCGCGUUAUGCAAGUUGCAAUACUCAUCUUGGGAUUGAACAAAGUCGUCGAGAUGAUUUAGAAUCACUUGGCUAUGUCCUCCUGUACUUUCUGAGAGGGAGCCUUCCAUGGCAGGGUUUAAAAGCUGCCACAAAGAAGCAAAAGUAUGACAAGAUAUGUGAAAAAAAGUUAUCAACUCCUAUUGAGGUGCUGUGCAAGUCUCAUCCUGUGGAGUUUGCGUCGUACUUCCAUUACUGCCAUUCAUUGACUUUUGAUCAGCGGCCUGAUUAUGGAUUCUUGAAGCGCUUAUUUCGUGAUUUGUUUGCUCGUGAAGGAUAUGAAUUUGACUACAUCUUUGAUUGGACUAUCAUAAAGUACCAGCAAUCCCAAAGGAGUAAAACUCAGUCUCGAUUAUCUCCAGUACCUGGGGCGAGUAGCAGUCAUGCAGCACCAGUAGUCAUGGACAAUCAUCAAGGUGCUAAUGCUCCAUAUUCAACUGAGGGCACAGAGCGCAUAAGACCAGGUAUUGCCACUGGCUCUGGUGUACGUAUGCACUUCAAAUCAGCAACAGGAAAGCAUGAUUCUGUUGCUGUUGACAAGAAUAUUCUGAAUGAUGCACGCGUGCCUUCCACUUCAUUUUCACUCCCUGGUCCAUCAAAAAGAAAUGUUACCAAACCUAUGUUUCCUACUGAUGCUCCAAACCUGGUUCAUGGAGAUGGCAACAGAGUUGGUCCUUCGAGUAGCUGGAUUUCAUCAUUGCAGCGCGUUCAUUCUGCCAAGUGAAACAAAAGAUCCUCUUUUCAUUCCGGCAUUGUCUGAAGGAUGGAUAAUGACAGACAGCGUCCACCUGUCAUUUGAAGACUAGAUUGUCUAUGCCUCAUAAUGUUGACAAUUCCUGGUUGAGGAAUGGCUGGCUGCCAGACUGCUGAAUGAAAAAUGAGGCAUAGAAUGUUGAUUUUAUGGACAUUAUCGUGUGGCGUCGACAAUUCUAGAUGGGUGUUGUGUGUGUGAAUACACUUCUCUCAUGCUGUAGAAUGACUUGUGUUAUAUCCAGUUGCCUCACCAUCCUAAAUGGAGUAUCUGGACAUUUCCAGAGAGAGUCGAGCCUGAAGAAUGGGAAACACCCAUGGAUUCAUCUGUGAUUAUUUGAAUUCAAGGUGGCAACUGCUUGGCAGAGCUGUAAAAAGGGAGCUUGAAGUGUUUGGCACUCCAAUUAUUUGGUUUAUUGUUAAACCAGAGUUAUUCCUUUGGAUUUGAUGGUUUGUGCAGAUUCUAUUACAGUAUGUUUCAGAAGGCUAUCAAAUCACACAUUUUUUAGUAGUUGGGAAAGAGGUCUUUCAUUUUUCCAGGGUAAACGAAUUGGGAGAUGUUGGAUAGUUCAACUGCAUUCGUGAAUGUUGCUAUAUGAUGCUUGGAAUUAUAAAUCUGAACCCUUGGCUGUUUUCACAUGAAUAUUUCAGGAGUUUUAGUUGCUUUGAGAUUUCGAACCCAACCCUUGGGCUGCAUCAAAUGCCAUAUCAAGUGAUGAAGGGCUGCCCUUUUUAGAUCGAGGUAGGUCUGUUAAAUGAUUGGUGGUCAAUUUUAUAUGGACUGUUUUUUUUUGCAUUAUGUUUUCUUUUGGACAAACUGUUUCUCAUGCCUUCGAGUAAGCUAGACCUGUCCAGAAAGGGAUGGAGCAAAACCUGGAAAAUUUUUGUAUGGGGAAUGGCCAACUCAAUUUUACUGACAUGGACCUUGGCAACCACAUACACAAGGAUAUAGACUCAUUUGCAUUUGGAGCCAUUCAUGUAUAUCCUCUGGGUUUUUCCCCUAUUUUGAUUUCUUUCCCUUUUUUGUCCCUUGAAGCAUUAUGGCAGUUUGAUUUAGUUUCGAGAUAAGGUAGCAACAGUAAUUUUGCUUUGAGAGAUGGAAUAUGUGGUGUGGUAUGGUUAUAUGAGGUAUAAAUUGUAGCAUUUGCGUUGCGUGUGCUUGUCUACUAUUGUGUUUGGUAUUUGAUGUGUUGUGUUUUCGAAUAAUGUCAUUUUUUAUGAACCUUCCAUUUUUAAUUCAUUCCAAAAUAAACUGUUUCAUAGUUUAGUGAUUUAGUAAUUUAUGCCUGUUGCUUUAUGUAGUUAUUGUUUAAGUGCCUAAUUGAACCUUUCUACUUGAGUGCUUUUUUGUUCACUAUUUAUCUUUUAAGAUCACAAGUUUGCAUUCACAGGAAAUAUAUCUCGAAGAAAGCUCGGCAAAUUAGAUUACUACUAAUAUACUUCUAACAGGUAUUAAUUCUUAUUGUGAUCACAUGGCAUUGCAUGUUGAGGGCUUCCAGAGGUACAGGGAGGAAAACAUAACCGGAGGCUGUCACUAUUAUCUGAGUUAAAGGUAUAUUAUUUUACUGGAUGAAAGCUGUUAACGAAUGGAAGCUGUGUUAAGAGUCUGAGUCGUAUGGUCUUACUGUCAAUAUGGCUCCAUCUUGUUUUGCAUUGUAGCUUCCAGGGAUUGGAGAAAUGAUGUCCAGGAUUUGAUUUGUCACAUGGCAUUGCUGGAUUACUCUUUAGCUUGUAAAUGCAACUUACAGUGCAGUUUUUGCUCUUGAGAGUUUGCUUCAAGCUAUUUGCAUUCAAGAUGUCGAUCGUGAAUUUGAACUUAUUAACUCUUGGUCAUAGGGCAGGGGCUAACCAUUGGUGGUCAGUCGUAAUCCUACUAGAGACUAUGUUGUCUCGAAAGAAUGACUGAACUACUACGAAGGAAAGGACCUUUUAAACCAUAUCCAGCUAGUGUUGUCACUGGAGGAUUUUAACUGUACAAGUUGCAAAACAACCUCCUUCCAUUUGUGUUGUAGGAGUCUUGUGAUAAUAGCUGCCCAAAAGAGAUUUAUCAAACUUUGGACACUUGAAAGCGUUCACAUAAACUGUGCAGAUCAAAUCAGCAUUUUUCA
This is a messenger RNA of Tripterygium wilfordii, 3572 nucleotides long. Its product is annotated as casein kinase 1-like protein 3. Gene Ontology annotation, biological process: endocytosis; signal transduction; peptidyl-serine phosphorylation. Gene Ontology annotation, cellular component: nucleus; cytoplasm. Gene Ontology annotation, molecular function: ATP binding; protein serine/threonine kinase activity. Lineage: Eukaryota; Viridiplantae; Streptophyta; Magnoliopsida; Celastrales; Celastraceae. The coding region runs from base 149 to 1438 and encodes 429 amino acids. The record is from RefSeq and is a predicted model, not a curated record. The transcript has 15 exons.